Closterium sp. NIES-67 is the source of this 1131-nucleotide messenger RNA. The record is from the annotation of a GenBank genome assembly. Lineage: Eukaryota; Viridiplantae; Streptophyta; Zygnematophyceae; Desmidiales; Closteriaceae.
CCGCCUGAAGCAGCAGCCUAACCAGAACCACAUUUCAAUUUUCAGAUCCAUCCACCUUGCCUCUUUUCAUCCCACCUCCGCCGCACCCACAAUCGUAGUUCUCUAAAAGCUAGGGUUUCUAUCUAGGGAACAGUGUCGUCCUAGGGACUGUCUAGUUGCUUGUCCCGCUAACGAGCCUUCGAUUCGAACACCAAGUAGCCAUGUCGCGGCCAUACAGUCCCGAGCGGGGUUACAGCCCGGAGCCGCGUCGAGGGCCCGGCGGGCGAGGUCCCCCGCCGGACAGAGACAGGAGCCGCAGCCCGCCGCCGUACAGACGGGGACCGCCGCCGCGGAAAGAGCGCGUCAGCCUGCUCGUCAGGAACAUUCCGAGAGAUACCAGGCCAGAGGAUCUGCGCGUGCCUUUUGAGCGCUACGGACCGAUUAAGGAUGUCUACCUUCCGAAGGACUACCAUACAGGGGAACCACGAGGCUUCGGAUUUGUGCAGUUCGUGAACAUGGCGGACGCGGAGGACGCGCAGUACGAGCUGGACCGCACCAACUUCAACGGCCGGGAGAUCACGGUGGUUUUCGCGGAGGAGAAUCGCAAGAAGCCCGACGAGAUGCGCACGCGCGAGCGGUACAGCGACCGGGACCGGCCAUCAUACGGAAGACGUCGGGGCUAUUCGCGGUCGCGUUCUCGCUCGCCUCCCGGUCGUCGCUCCUCGUACUCGCCUCCUCCCCGCCGUCGCUCUCGCUCUCCUCCCCCCCGCCGCAGCGGCCCUCCCCGCAGGUCCCCCAGCUGCUCCAAUGACGACCGCAGCUACAGCCGCUCGCCCUCUCCCCGCGGCCCGUGCGCGCUCCCCGCCCCGCGGCCCACCUUCCAGGGGCCCAGCUGGCAGUGGAGGGGCAGGUGGGGUAGGCAGACCUGCCAGGGAGGACUAGAUGACAGGGACGGUUGACCGAGUCAGUGCGGGUGGUCAGUGCACUUUAUCCACUGUUGGGACUGGAAAUCUAGGGAGAUGUGGAGAUUGUAUGUGAGGGUUGCAAAUAGUUCUGUGCAAUGUUUGUGUCGGCUGAGGUUGCAUAAAUGAGUUAGCUUUUGUGAGAAGAGGAGAACACUUGUUGGUGUGGUGGGGAUGCAGCAAUCAGAAU